AUGAAAUUGUUCGUGUGCCUAGCUCUGAUUGUGAGCCUCAUUGCCGCUGUUAGCUGCGCACCGCAGUUCGGUGGUUUCGGAGCUUCCGGAUCGGCGGCUAACGCCGGCGCACAGUCGUUCAACCAGGGCGGCUUCGGUGGUGGAUUCCCAGGUGGCUUCGGAGGAGCGUCUGGAUCGGCGGCUAACGCCGGAGCGCAAUCCUUCACUCAGGGUGGUGGUGGCUUUGGACCCGGUUUCGGAGGUGGAAUGAGCGGAUCGGCCGCCAGCGCCGGAUCACAAUCGUUUACUCAGGGUGGCUUCGGACCGCACGGUUUCGGCGGUGGAAUGAGCGGAUCGGCUGCCAACGCCGCAUCGCAAUCGUUCAGCGGUUGA
Molecule: messenger RNA, 372 nt
Organism: Sabethes cyaneus
Lineage: Eukaryota; Metazoa; Arthropoda; Insecta; Diptera; Culicidae
Exons: 1
Coding region: 1-372 (123 amino acids)
Source: RefSeq, a predicted model, not a curated record